Eremomyces bilateralis CBS 781.70 is the source of this 1646-nucleotide messenger RNA. RefSeq names its product mitochondrial processing peptidase beta subunit. Bases 1 to 1422 code for a protein of 473 amino acids. The transcript has 5 exons. Gene Ontology annotation, molecular function: metal ion binding; metalloendopeptidase activity. The record is from RefSeq and is a predicted model, not a curated record. Gene Ontology annotation, cellular component: mitochondrion. NCBI's taxonomy places the organism in Eukaryota, Fungi, Ascomycota, Dothideomycetes, Eremomycetales, Eremomycetaceae.
AUGGCUUCCAGGCGGCUAGCCCUCACGCUCAAUCAGAGCUUACGGAGCCGCGCUGCCAUCAAUGCCAUCCGGCCCGUCAAGAGAGGUCUCGCGACUCCCGUGAGCCACGGGGCAAAAACGGAGAGCACCACCUUGAGCAACGGCUUCACGAUCGCUACCGAACACUCGCCAUGGGCUCAGACCUCGACAGUUGGUGUUUGGAUCGAUGCCGGCAGCCGCGCCGAGACCGACAAGAACAAUGGCACCGCGCACUUCCUGGAGCAUCUGGCCUUCAAGGGUACGGAGAAGCGAACCCAGCAGCAAUUGGAGAUGGAAAUCGAGAAUAUGGGCGGACAUUUGAACGCGUAUACUUCAAGAGAAAAUACCGUCUACUACUCCAAGAGCUUCAAUUCCGACGUCCCCAAAUGCGUGGACAUCCUUUCCGAUAUCCUUCAACACUCCCGGCUCGAGUCACAGGCCAUCGAACGGGAGCGUGAUGUGAUCUUGCGCGAGCAAGAAGAGGUCGACAAGCAACUGGAGGAAGUGGUCUUUGAUCAUCUCCAUGCCACUGCCUUCCAAGGACAACCUCUCGGUCGUACGAUCCUAGGACCUCGGGCCAACAUCGAAAGCAUCAAGCGCCAAGAUCUGGUCGACUAUAUCGGUCAGAACUACACCGCUGACCGUAUGGUUCUCGUUGGUGCCGGUGGCGUGCCCCACGCGCAGUUGGUCGAGCUUGCGGAACAAUAUUUCGCCAAGCUCCCGAGCUCGACGCUGAGCGCCAAGAAGUAUAAGGAGAAGCCCGACUUUGUCGGUUCCGAUGUGCGGAUGCGAGACGAUGGUUUGCCCACCGCUAACAUCGCCAUUGCCGUCGAGGGCGUGAGCUGGAACGACCCGGACUACUUCACGGCGUUGGUCACGCAAGCGAUUGUCGGCAACUGGGACCGAGCCAUGGGCAAUUCACCAUACUUGGGCAGCAAGCUGAGCACUUUCGUCCACAAGCACAACCUCGCGAAUAGCUUCAUGAGCUUUUCAACAAGCUACAGUGACACUGGAUUGUGGGGCAUUUAUAUGGUCACUGAGGCCACGGAACGCAUUGAUGAUCUUGUCCAUUUCACUCUCCGGGAGUGGUCGAGAUUGUCGUUCAAUGUCUCAGUCUCCGAGGUGGAACGCGCCAAGGCCCAACUGAAGGCAUCCAUCCUCCUGUCGCUCGAUGGCACCACCGCCGUUGCCGAAGACAUUGGCCGCCAGAUCGUCACCACCGGCCGUCGCCUGUCUCCGGAAGAGGUUGAACGUGUCGUUGGCCAGAUCACUGAGAAGGACGUGAUGAAUUUUGCCAAACGGAAGUUGUGGGACCAGGACAUCGCCAUCUCUGCCGUGGGGAAGAUCGAAGGAUUGUUGGAUUACUCUCGUAUCAGGGCGGACAUGACCCGCCUGAUGUCCUAGAUACGGUAUUGUGACGAAAGUCGAGAUCGUUGGAAGCGGUAACGGGUUGUAUGUGCUGUCGUGGCAUAAGCAAUUCCGAACAUUGUAUAAAAUCUCCCUUUGUACACUUACCCAGUUGACAAAUAGAAACUACCUGCUUUGAUUGGGCUCCCUCCGUUGGCAACCUGGGAACUGUAGAAGGGGCGAGGUAGAUCCGUGUCGUGCGUUCUGUGCAGAUUGACCAU